CGUAUCAAAAUGAUUCACUCAGAGUUAAAAAAUAAUGUUAAGAUAUCGUUAAUCGUGAUCUAGUGAAUUUUAUUAUAUUUUAAUAAUUUAAUAUUAUACUAUCAAAUAUAAUUAAUAUUUUUACGUAAUUUAAACUUAUAUGAUUUAUAUAUAAUUAAAUUUUUAUAUAAAUAAAAUAUUUUAUAUAGUUUAAUUUACAACUAAACUUUCAAAACGUGUAUAUAUAAAAUGGAAAGAACAAUUACAGAAUGGAAACGUUACACAUUGGUACAACCACCUAUGAUGAUGCUAAUAAUUGCUCAAGCAAUAUCAAGUAAUAUUUUAACAGAUUUAAUAAUAUAUCGUACUUGUAGUAUAAUAUUAAAUAUAAAUAAAACAGAAUGUUUGCUGUUACAUGAAAAUAGUAGUUCUGCAGAAGCAUUAAAAAUAGAUGCACAAGUUCAACCUAAAGCAAGUUUAAUUUUAAUGAUAAAGUCAAUUGUUGAAAGUAUUAUUCCUGCUUUAUUAUCUUUGUUUUUGGGACCAUGGAGUGACAUAUAUGGAAGAAAAUCUAUUAUAUUAUCUGGCUAUAUUGGUAUUUCUUUAACAUAUUUCCUUCUUUCUUCUAUGACUAUUUGGGAUAUCAAUCCAUGGUUUUUGUUAAUUGCAUAUAUUCCAUAUGCUUGUUGUGGAGGAUUUUGUAUAAUUUUAUUAGGUACUGUUUGUUAUCUUUCUGAUAUAUCAAAUGAACAAGAAAGAGGAUGGCAAUUAGCUUGGAUGGAAGCUUUAAUAUCUAUUGGUAUUUUAAUUGCAGGAUUGCAUAUUUGCUUCUUAGUUCCUGAAACAAUUCACAUCACAGAUUCAAUAACUAUAAAGAGCUUGUUUAAUAUUCAUUUGGUUAGAAAACUUAUAAGUACAUGUACCAAAAAACGAGAUGGUUUCAAUCGAUAUAUAGUUUGGUGUUGUAUAAUUUCUAUUAUUUUAAUGGUCAUUGCUAUGCAAGGAGAAAUGACUAUUGGUUUCUUAUUUGUUAGUGCUAGAUUUGGUUGGGAUGUAAAUAAAUAUUCCAUUUAUUUGGCUACAAAUAUAAUACUUACAAUUCUUGGAAUAACAUUUGGUGUAAAAAUGUUGGUAACAUAUGGAGGAUUUUCUGAAGAAACUGUAGCUAUAUUUUCGUUAUUGUCUUCUUUGAGUAGUAGUUUAGUACAAAGCUUUACAUUGAAACCUUGGCAUAUGUAUAUAUCUGCAGUAGUAGGAAUGUUUAGUGGUAUUGCUAAUCCUAUGAUUCGUGCUAUAUUAUCCAAAUCAGUACCAUCAGAAGAUACUGGUAAAAUAUUUUCUAUGACAAUAUCUAUUGAAACAUUAACUCCAUUUGUGGCAGCUUCUUUAUAUAAUAUGAUUUAUUUACAUUUUAUGCCACCUAUAUAUCCAUUACCAGUUUGGUUAGUGUCUGGAGGAAUUUAUAUUAUUGUAAUAUUUAUUUUAAUAAAUAUACGAAUUCAAAAUGCAAAAACUAAUUCUGCAAGAUAUACAGCAUUGAUACAAAAUGAUGAAUCAUCAUAAACUUU
This is a messenger RNA of Apis dorsata (giant honeybee), 1547 nucleotides long. RefSeq lists its product as uncharacterized. The transcript has 7 exons. Gene Ontology annotation, molecular function: transmembrane transporter activity. Gene Ontology annotation, biological process: transmembrane transport. NCBI's taxonomy places the organism in Eukaryota, Metazoa, Arthropoda, Insecta, Hymenoptera, Apidae. The record is from RefSeq and is a predicted model, not a curated record. Gene Ontology annotation, cellular component: membrane. Bases 229 to 1542 code for a protein of 437 amino acids.